Chara braunii is the source of this 1079-nucleotide messenger RNA. The record is from the annotation of a GenBank genome assembly. Lineage: Eukaryota; Viridiplantae; Streptophyta; Charophyceae; Charales; Characeae.
ACGUGCUGGAGGGGUCCACUGCAGGAGUGUUGGAGACCGGGGGUAGCGAGCACGAACGUCACACUCCUGGGGAAGAGGAGCGCUCUCCGGGAAUGCGUGUGGUACAUCGGGAAGAGGAGACUCAACGUUGGCAGUCUCGCAAAGUGUUGGAGACCGGGGGUAGCGAGUGUGAACGUCAUGCUUCAGAGGGUGCCUCCGUGGACAAUGACAGCGAGAGUGCAGGACCUCUGGGGGAAACACAUGCUCUACAGCGGGGAGAGGAAACUCGACAUGGGCCGGCUCGUGACGACGUGAAGUGGCUCCACGCACGAGCGCUGGUGAUCGGGACGUCCGAAGAGGUUCUGCACAGUCAUUCGGCUGUGGCCACGACGCAAGAGGGUGUCGUUAAGGGAGGUCAGUGGACGUCCGGGCAAGCUCCCGUUCUUGGCGAUGAUGAAGACGAAGAAGAACCCGCGGUGGAAGCUCGGGUUCAUGGCGAUGAGAAAGGCGGAGAACCCGUGGUGGAAGGCGAUGAGGUGACUGUCGACAUCCAGAUGGAUCCACAGCGGAAAGAUGGUGAUUGUUCGCCCACCCAUUGCAGUGAAGAACAGGGUGGUCGAUCGUCUGUCCUGAGCACCGCACGGGGAAUGGUGCUUCAUGAAGCCAUAAAGUUGGGUGACGACUCGGCAGCCAUCGAGCUUGUUAGCGACUCAGGCGUGGCCGAGAUGCAGAACGUCGAAUCCUCCGUGGAAGGGGGUGAGGUGGCCGUCAGCAUCAAGAUGGAUCCAGAGCUGAAUGACCAUGAUUCUUCGUCCACCCGUUGCGGUGCCGAACAGGGUGAUCGAGCAUUUGUCCUCAGUACCGGUCAGGAAAUGGUGCUUCAUGAAGCCAUCGACUUGCCAAGCGACUCAGCUGCCACCGAGCUGGUUAGCGACAAAGCUGUAGUCGAUGUCCAGAACCUCGAAUCGUCCGUGGAUGUUGGCGCAGUGGCGCGACAGGAGGGCGAGUUCCCUCAAAGGGCUCGUGAGCAUGGUAAGAUUUGUGAAUAGGAACACUCACAUAUCUGUCACCAGCCAGCUCUGUGGUUGUCCAAAUUGAUG